Oncorhynchus tshawytscha (Chinook salmon) is the source of this 2865-nucleotide messenger RNA. RefSeq names its product elongation of very long chain fatty acids protein 7. Gene Ontology annotation, cellular component: endoplasmic reticulum membrane; endoplasmic reticulum. The transcript is spliced from 9 exons. The record is from RefSeq and is a predicted model, not a curated record. NCBI's taxonomy places the organism in Eukaryota, Metazoa, Chordata, Actinopteri, Salmoniformes, Salmonidae. Bases 282 to 1193 code for a protein of 303 amino acids. Gene Ontology annotation, biological process: very long-chain fatty acid biosynthetic process; fatty acid elongation, saturated fatty acid; fatty acid elongation, polyunsaturated fatty acid. Gene Ontology annotation, molecular function: fatty acid elongase activity.
AUUUUGCCCGUUCAUGUCAAGGGCCAAAGACCGGUGCCCCACGAUUCAAGUUAAUAUAACUCACUCAUUGGACGGCAGUUGCACAGUAGGGAAGCGACUCCCUGGAAAUUACAUUUGACACACCUGUCGUCAAUUGCUUACAGCUGAGCCGGAGUAGUAACACAAGACCGAGUAGGAUACUUCUCUCACAAUAUUGGAGGUAUCGUGCCUUUGAAUCGGCUGUUGAAUCUAACCUGGUCUUCAGGGGUGGCGAUAAGACAGCUAAAGGAGCUCCGGGAGACAUGGAGUUCAAGGAUCUAAUGACCAGGGUCGGACUCUGGUAUGGGAACUUCAUGAAUAAUGCAGACCCCAGGACAGAAGACUGGUUUCUCAUGUCAUCGCCGCUCCCCCAGACCGUAGUAAUUGUGGCGUACAUCUACUUUGUGAAGCGGCUGGGGCCUAGGCUCAUGGAGAAACGCAAGGCCUUCCACCUCAAAGAAGUUCUCAUCAUCUACAACUUCAGCGUCGUUGCCUUGUCCCUCUACAUGUGCUAUGAGUAUGUGAUGUCGGGCUGGGGGACAGGCUACACGUUCCACUGUGACCUAGUGGACUACUCGGACUCGCCGCAGGCAGUGAGGAUGGCAGGGACGUGUUGGCUCUACUACUUCUCAAAGUUCAUAGAGAUGUUGGAUACGAUCUUUUUUGUUCUGAGGAAGAAGAACAGCCAGAUUACAUUCCUCCAUGUCUACCAUCACUCCAUAAUGCCCUUUACCUGGUGGUUUGGUGUCCGCUUCGCUGCAGGUGGCCAGGGGACGUUCCAUGCCCUGUUGAACUGUGUGGUCCAUGUCAUCAUGUACUCUUACUACGGGCUGUCUGCCCUGGGCCCCGCCUACCAGAAGUACCUCUGGUGGAAGAAGUAUCUCACCACCAUUCAGCUGAUCCAGUUUGUGAUCGUGACCACCCACAUCUGGCAGUAUUUCUUCAUGAAGGACUGUCCCUACCAGUUCCCCAUCUUCAUCUACAUAAUAGGCCUCUACGGCCUGGUCUUUCUCCUCCUCUUCCUCAACUUCUGGUACCACGCCUACACCAAGGGUAAGAGGCUGCCCAAGGUCCUUCAAGCCAAAACUUGGGCCCACCCCUACAAUAAAACUAAUGGCCAAUACAAUAGUGAAAUAACCAACGGGAAUGGUUUCCAUCACGACAAGAAUGAGUGACAGGGUGUCCAGCAAAUCAGGCUAAGGAUUGGGGGUUUAAUGCAUUUGAAUAUCAGCCUAUUCAGCAACUGAAAUUAGACAUGGAUUUCCAAUAUAAAAGUCAGCGCACCUUUGAAUUCAAAGAGAAUUGACACCAACCCUCUGGACCUUCUGAUCUCUUCUGUUCUCUCUGCUAAGGCGCAAUCUCUUCUGUUCUCUCUGCUAAGGCGCAAUCUCUUCUGUUCUCUCUGCUAAGGCGCAAUCUCUUCUGUUCUCUCUGCUAAGGCGCAAUCUCUUCUGUUCUCUCUGCUAAGGCGCAAUCUCUUCUGUUCUCUCUGCUAAGGCGCAAUCUCUUCUGUUCUCUCUGCUAAGGCGCAAUCUCUUCGGUUCUCUCUGCUAAGGCGCAAUCUCUCAAAGCUUUGACCCAAAGCUGUACUGUACUUUUGUAUUACAUAUUUUCCAUUUUUAUACCUGUGCAUUCCUUUCCUGUUCAGGGUGAGUCUGUGUUUUUAAUAAACAGAUUUUGAAUGUUAGAUAAGUGUUAGGUUAGCCAAUGGUGAGACCGUUCAGUAGCUUUGUCUAGUUCUGUCAAACCAGCCUGAAUAACCCACACUUCCUAUGACCUGUUCUCCUCUGCUGUUUAGAAUUGGUGCUGAAGCUCUCUAGUUUUGGCUGCAGGAUUCAGCUUUGUGACCUUGCGUUCAGCUGUUUUUUAUUUUUCAAUACCUGUAGUUUUUAUACAUUUGUUUGUACAUUUAAUUAUAAACAUUUAUGUAUUAUGUUAUUGGAGUCUAGCCUUGAGGUUGAUUUUGUCUAUCGGCCAUCUCCCAGUAAGGGCCUGAAUUAUUUCCUGGGCCUGUUCUCAUGGAUGGGAAAAACUCUGGGCCCUACCCAUAGUACACCUGUAAUGGUGGAUGGGUAUAGGAAAACCAUUGUGCCAGUAAGAACUGAUGUUUACAUGUAUACUGAGUGGAGCAUAUUCGUGGUGACCCCCUCUUUUGUAAAUUCCUCACCCACUUCUCUGGUUUGAGCCACAGCCUCUACUGGUGCUGAGAAAUGUUCAACGCCAACCUGCUCCUGAUGACAGUUGGCCUACUUUAAAAACUGUAUUUAUGUCCAACAGAAAUGACGGUGUGAAUUUGAAGCCAGAUAGGAAGGAGGUAGUGCAGUACUGUUCUUGCAGGAUCCGGAGCAGAGCACAAGUUUAGCUUUAGCUCUGUCACAAGCAUGGCACAAUAUUUGAAAAACAGUAGCCGUUGUUUACCACUACAUGCAUAUUCGUUAAAUCUUCUGUUCCAAAUUGAGUUCAGUUCAGUUAUGACUUGCUAUGCCAUGCUUAUGACCGUUUUAAAGUGGACUUUCUCAUUGAAUGUUCAUAUUUGGUGCUCUCCUGGUGAUUGAGGACACAGCAUUAGCUGAGUGUAGGAUGGGCCUCCACAGGUGUAGUAAAACCCCAGUGCCUUGGGUGCAGGCUGAGUCCAAUAAGCAACAGCGAAGUAGCUGAUCUGCAAAUUAUUUGCUGAUGUUACCCAUGUGGGUUACGUACCGUUCAGUGCCUUUGUCAGAGCCCCUCCAGCUCCUUGAUGUAGUUAUGAGUGUCCUCCAGACAUGAUGCCACUAUUUCUGUAUAAAAAGUCAUUUGUAAAUGUAAUAUUUGUAUUUAUGAUAAAAAUAAAUGUUCUUUAUACUGUUA